Molecule: messenger RNA, 9378 nt
Organism: Cherax quadricarinatus
Lineage: Eukaryota; Metazoa; Arthropoda; Malacostraca; Decapoda; Parastacidae
Source: RefSeq, a predicted model, not a curated record
AUUUUAAUAUUAAGUGGAACUGAAGUGUACUCUAUUUUUUUAUAUAUUACUUAGCUUUUAAGUAUUUUAGAAAUAUUGACGUUACAGUACAGAUAGAUUUCUAAUAAAAAUCCUGAUGUUUUAAGUUCGGCAGCCGAUUUUUAAUUUGUAAGCUAAUCUUGUUUAGUACAGCAGGCACUGAUGACAAUAUGAUUUCAGAGGGAAAUGAGGAAGACAACUCAAGAUACAGUACCAAGAAACCUAUUGUUCCAAGAAAACAAGCAGUUUACCCAAAACCUUCAGUUGUAGGUAAGAAAGGAGUAAGUAUGCUUAAUAUAAGUAUGCCUAAUGAUGAUGCAGAUCAAUCCACUCAAUCUGUUUAUCCAAGAAAAGGGGCUGACCCACAGGAAGAAAAAGCUGUUUUGACAGGUGUAGAGGUUGGCACUGAUAAAUCAUCUAAAGAUACUUAUUACCAAAGUCCAGUGGCUGCUCAAUCUGUAUCAAAGAGCACUGAAAAAAGUAAUGGAAAAUACAAAGAUAAUGUAGAUAACAAAGAAGUGAGUGAGCAGAAUAAAAGCUGGACUGAUAUAUCUAAGAAUAGUAGCACUACCUCUGUUGUUGCCACCAGUAACCCAUUGCUCGGUGAAAUCCACGCCAAGCCAACAGUUGCAACUGAUGAGCUUGAUGCUGCCACUACAGAUUCUGAAAGUGACUAUAUUAAUUUUGGAGCAGUGAUAUUAGGGUUACUCCUCUGUAUAGCUCUAGCAGUGACGGUGGUUCUUGGGUAUCGGAAGUUCAAGGAUAUUUGGAUGAGAAGGCAUUAUGCACAUGUGAAUUUUCUUGUUGAUGGAAUGUAUGAUAUGUGAAAUAUCAUUUUAAGGAUUUCAUUGCUGUUGUUGUAAUUCUUGUAAAAUUGCCAAUAAAAUGCAUUUAAUGACUUGGUUAUUUGGGUACUUAUACAGUAUGUUUUAUAUCACAGAUUUUGAAGACUCAAUACACUGAAUAUUUUUUGUUUAAAUGUAUCAGCACUUAAUUAUGUCUUAAAUCACUUAACAAGUACAGUGUGAAGCUGUUAAUAUAUUGAACAGUCGGGUCAUAAUGUUUGUUAUAUUUUGAUUUUUUAAUGAGGCAAUAAAGUCUUUAUAUUUAUUAUUGGGACCUGUACAGUAUUAAUAAUGUAAUAUUUUUUAUAUUACAGUACGUACUGUAUGUAGUAUAUUGGUGUAUUACUCUAAAUAUUCAUUUUUGUAUGAGUAUCAUAUGUUAUGAUACUAGAGUCCAGUUGUUAAAACCACUGGUUUAUACAAGACAAGGUAAUGAGUUUUUGAAACUCGUAUAUUUUUGUUUAAAUUUUUUUUUUUUUUUUUUGUUUAAAAAUUCUUUUUUUUUUCAGUUGCUUUCUAAAUGUGGUCUAUGAAGCAGCAUUACAUUGCAGACUGUACAAUUUUUAUUUUAUGUAGAAUACAAGGGUUGAAUGAAAUAUUAUAAAUAUUUUGACUGCAUGCCACCGUAUGCACAAAAUAUUUUAUAUUUGCUAAUACAAUAAUUUCAGUGUAAUUUUUUCUUUAGCACAGCCCAGAUUUUCUGCAUUUACUGCAUUAUGUUCUUUUUGUUUUUUAGAUUUAGUUGUGUCAAGGCUUGAAGUGCAAUAUAUUUUAUAUUUAUAAUAUGCAGUAAUCUUGUUACAAAGAUGCAUUCCCGAGAAACGAGAUUAAGCAAAAUUUACUCCAAGCAAAUCUCAUUUUAACACUUUCAUUUUAUUAUUGGAUACAUUCCUGGUUAAAGUUUCCUGUAUAAUUUUCCUCUUGGCUCUUAUCUUUGGCAUUAGCAAAUUGAAAACAUAAGAACAUGGUCCUGUUAUUAGAGUUUGUCACCCCACAAAAUACAAAGAAUAAAGGCACAAUACUGUACAGUUUGAGGGGAAACUGUAAAUGACAUUUUAGUCCAUCUAGGACCAUUAUCAAGCUCCAUCUCCAAAUUGUCAGUUAAUAUUGAGCUAUUCCCUUUGGGGCAUUAUGACUUCAACAGUACAGUAUAGUAUAGUGAACAGAACACAUACCAGGGAUGACAGCCUUCAUAGGUUGAUGUCCCGAGAUAUGUGGUGGAGCCGAGUGUUGCUGUAGAUUAUGUGGGUUAAGGGCGAGAGGUAUUAUUUUUUUAUUUUUAUUAUUUAUAUUUUAUUUAUAUUACUGUUUAAUACAACCGCCAUCUCCCACUGAGGCAGGGUGACUCAACAACGAAGGAACUGAAGUUCAUUAAGCUUAAUAGCUUUGAAAGUUAAAAAAACAGAAUUUACAUUCAAUUCUUGCCUUGAUAGGGGGGCACUACAGCUCAUAAAAGAGAGAAAGAGAAUUAACUUAUUGUUUUUUCAAUUGCUUUAAAUUGGUUCCAUAAUUUUUUUUGUGUACGAGUUUUUGAUGCCUAUUUAGUUGGCUAAUAUUUUUUUAAGUAAAAAUUGGUCAAGAAAUAUUUGUAAAGAGGAUUUUUUUCUUUUAAAAUGCUAUUUUUUUGUAGAUUAUGAGAAGAUUGGAGUUACCAAAAGUAUUAUUCAUAUAGCAGAAGAGGGGUUAUAGAGGUGAACAUUUAGAAAGGAUGGAGAAAAAUAGGAUGACUAGGAGGGUGUAUAAAUCUGGGGUGGAGGGAAGGAGUGGUAGGGGUUAUCCCCAGGAGGGUUGGAGGUGAGGGAGCAAAGGAGGUUUAAUUGCUAGGGGCUUGGACAUCCAACAGGAUUGUGUGUGUGUGUGUGCUUGAUAGGAACAAGUGGCUUUUAUGAUUUGAUGUGCUAUUGGAGUGUGAACAAGAAAACAUUAAUGAAUGGAUACAGAAAAGCCAAUUAGUUAGACUUGAGUCCUGGAAGUAGGAAGUACAAUGCCUGAAGGAAGGGUGGGGAUGUUACGGUUUGGUGGGUCAUCUGAAAUGUAAUGUUGCCCUUCUAGAAGACAGUGAUUGAAUGAGGAACAUCGAAAGUGUUUUCUUCUUUGUUGGGUGACCCCUACCUCGAUGGGAGAUAAUUGGAGUAUUAAAAAAAUGUACAUUAUAUUAUUUGAUUUGUGUGAUGGGUUCAUUUCUUUUAAGUAAAAAUCGGUCAUGAUACAUGUAUAUGGAUACUUUUGUUUAUCUACAAACUAUGUGGAUUUUUCUUGUGUCCUUGGAAAUUAAUAAUGAGGAGCCAUUGUAAGGAAUAGUUAGGAAGGGGACUGGUUCUUGCUAAGAGAGACUGUUCCCUAAUGUAAUGUUAGUCAUUAAGUAAAAUAGCACUAAGUGAAUUACUGCAAAAUGAGGAUUACUGUAUCUUUUAGAAAUGCAUUUAAAUAAAGCUUGAAAGAGCUUAAAAGCUUUUUUAUAUUGAGUAGGUACAGUAAGUUGUUUAUAUGAGUGAUGUAUAUGGUACUGAAGUUACUAAGACUUGUUUGUGUUUUGACACAUUUACAAAUAACUAAGGUUUUUGUAUGUUUUAUAUCUUUAGACAUAAGUAUGGCCUUUGUAUGUUACUAGAUAUAUUUAGGAGCAGCUAUAGACUUUAUACAGUACAUACACGAGUUAUUACAUUUAGAAGAAUCUAUUACAUUUGUAUUUUUACACUAUACAAUUAAGAGCAGCUAGUCUUUGUAUGUUUUUUGAUAUCUUCAAGAGCAAUUGUAAUAUUUUUAUAGAAAUUGUUACAUUAAUUAAAGAGCAACCAUGAAUCCCUUCACUAAAUAUUACCCUGCUCACACACCAACAGCUCGUCAGGUCCCAAAAACCAUUCGUCUCCAUUCACUCCUAUCUAACACUCUUACGCACGCUUGCUGGAAGUCCAAGACCUUUGCCCAAAAAACCUCUUUUACCCCCUCCCUCCAGCUUAUUGAGGAUGACCCCUACCCUGCCUUCCUUCCCCUAUAGAUUUAUAUGCUCUCCAAGUCAUUCUACUUUGAUCCAUUCUCUCUAAAUGACCAAACCACCUCAACAACCCCUCUUCAGAUGUCUAACUAGUCCUUUUAGUAACUCCAUUCCUCCUAAUUUCCACACUAUGAAGUCUCUGCCUAUUUACACCACACAUUGCCUUUAGACAUGACAUCUCCACUGUAUCUAGCCUCCUUGUUGCAGCAUUUACAACCCAAGCUUCACAUCCAAAUGAGUGUUGGUACCAUUAUACUCUCAUACAUUCCCUUCUUUGCCUCCAUGGAUAAUGAUUUUUCUCCACAGAUACCUCAAAGCACCACUUCCCUUUUUUUCUUCAUCAAUUCUAUGGUUAGCCCCAUCCUUCAUAAACCCAUCUACUGACAAGUCAACCCCCAAAUAUCUGAACACAUUCAUAUCAUAUUUUCCAUACUCCCUCCCUCCAGUGUGAUAUCUAAUUUUUCUUUAUCUAAAUUGUUUGAUACCCUCAUCACCUUACUCUUAUCUAUGUUCACUUUCAACUUUCUUCCUUUACACUCCCUCCCAAACUCGUCCACUAAUCUUUGCAACUUUCCUUUAGAAUCUCCCAAGAGCACAGUAUCAUCAGCAAUAGGUAACUGUGUCAGCUCUCAUUUUGUAUUUGAUUCCCCAUAAUUUAAUCUCGCCCCUUUCCCUAACACUACCCCAUCUAUAAAUAUGUUAAACAAUCAUGGUGACAUCACACAUCUCUGUCUAAGGCCUACUUUUAUGGGGAAGUAAUCUCAUUGCACUUAAAAGUAUUUAAAAUACUUGAGUACAAAUUAUGCCACUGUGAUACUCUACAUUUAAAAAGUAAUAAAUUGACCUCGGUCACCCAUGGAAAUAAAGUGCUGGUGUCCCCUCACUUUAUGCAAUAGCAGUUGUACUAAACUCACUCAGGUUAUCAACACUUAAUUCUGCUGUGAUUACAUAUUGCUAAUGUAUGUUGCACAUGUGAAAUUACUAAUAAUGAGGGAAGUCUGUACUGCAGUAAGGAAAAACUGAUGGGUGAGCUUCUUCCUUCCUUAAUGGUUCUCUGGCCUCCACUUUGGCAUAUUAGUGAUUGCUUUUUUUUUCUUCAUUGUAACAGGUUUUUUGCCCCUUUUCAUUUUUUACUAAUGCUUAUUUCUCAGAAUAGUAUUAGCAAGUGAUGACUCUUAUGAAUGCACCAAAAUUUGAAUUUCUCAGCUUGUGCCUUUUCUAAAAUCUUUUAAUGCCAGAUGACUGGAUUAGAGUAUGUUAGGGCACUACUCUUAGGAAAAAAAAAGUUCUAAAAUAAAACAAUGACAGCCUGGGUAUAUUCAUUGCACAAACUUGUAUAUUUACCUCAUUCUUUAUAAUUAUACAAAUUGUAUUAUAAUGCAGUAGACAAUUGUAUUACAUGGAUUUAUUUGCCACGUUUUGGUUAUUACACUAUUGAAAAAUUGCGGCAUAAUUUUAUACAACACUUCGUAAAAUUAACUUAACACGGUUCCGUUUGUGGGCGGAGAAAAAUUUCCCCAGCUCAGGCUGCUGCCUGGCUGUGGGUCAAACCAUUGUCAGUGGGGGAGACAUGCUACCCCCGACACCCCCAUCCCAGCCUUCGUGCAUACGCAUACGUGUCUAGUAUGAUUCUCUUCUAGGAGCUAGCUAUGUUUGUGAAUUGUAUCUGCCAAGCAAUCAUGGCAGCCAGUAAGCAUACGAGUAUUGCUGAAAGUGGCAAGAAAGGUUUGUGUUAAGUCUUGGAGUUACAAAGAAAAUAGAUAUUAAAUAAGAGAGCCUAUGGCCUUAAUGAAGCAUCAGUUUGUACAAUUAUAAAGAAUGAGGUAAAUAUACAAGUUUGUGCAAUGAAUAACCCAGGCUGUCAUCUGACUUGACUUGACUUUUGACUUGACUUUUGACUUGACUUUUGACUUGACUUUUGACUUGACUUUUGACUUGACUUGACCAGCUUAUGUCUUACCGUGAGGUGUGUACUAUUCAGCAGUUGAAAAUUAGCUUCUGAAUCCAUUACAGAAUUUAUGUACACUCCAGUACAGCUGUCGACUUCAGUACCAGAACCUCUACCAUUCACUUCAGCCCAGUAGGGCCACAGCUUAACUCUCCACUCUCUUCAGUCAUCAACAAACACCAGCACCCACAAUUUAAGGUAAGAAAUACUAUUAUUUUUGUUGCAUUUGUAGUCUUAAGUAAUAAAACAACAUAAUACAUCACAACAAUGAACAAUAAUUACAUAUUCACUUUUAUUUUUGUAAGAUCUGGAGGUCUAAAAAAAAGUUGUUUGGCUUUAUUGGGGUUCCCAGGAACUUAACCCUAUUUUAACCAUAAAUUCUUCAGUUUAUCUAACACAGAUUUACCUAAUGGCAUUUUCAGGAACAUAACUACUGUAUAAUAUAACAGUCUACUGUGCAUUUAGUUGUUUACUGUGUGUUUCAAUAAGAGUUGUAAUAGCUAUGGUUCCAUUAUGUGUAGUAGGUCUAACUGCAGACCAUAACUACAGCUAAAUUCCACUAUUUCAUUCUUGUUCAUUCUGAAUAUUCACUCUGCACAACUGUUAUUUUAAAUGAAGAUGAGUGCUGGAUUUUUUUCUGUUGAAGCUCUUGGUAAGUUGAGCUAAAAUUUGUUCAUGAAUCACACAGUCCACUAAAAAUUAACCUGCAUCCCUUAUUGAUAUCAAACUGCCAUGCAGUAUGCCAUUGUGUCUACUCAUGUUGAUAAUUAUUCACCUGUUCACCAGGUGACUGAUAUUGUAAGGAAUUUAAUAAAAAGUUGUAGCAUCAUGUUACCUGAUUUCUUCCAUUAGUCAAUAUUGUAUCUUACUCUUGUUUAGUUAUUGAAAAUUUACUUACAAUUUACAAAAAUUGUAGAGAUAACCGAGCAAAGUGGAGCAAAAAUGUUGGUAAGUGGGAUAAAGGAUAUAUACUGUCAUAUAUGGACUAAAUCCAAUCAUUCUUGAGCUGUUGAGACAAAAAUAUUAGAGAUAUGAACAAAUGAUGCUACAAUUUCUGCACAAACUACGUCUAAUUAUACCAUAAGCCUUACAUUUAUGUGCACAAAUUUAUAAUGAAUACAGUAGUCUAAUGAUUGUGGUUUAUUAUAAAGGAAGUAAGAGAUACCAAAUAUACUUUGAUAUGCCAUUUACUACUUUAUGAUCACUAUGAACGCUACACUUUUACAUUCAUUACUUAAAUAAGUAUUCCCUGCAAAUACUUUUACCCCAGAGAUGCUGAAAUUAUCUGUAACACAUUUAACACCACUGGUUACAAAAUUACCUUUUUUUUUUUUUAUCGAGAUAAUGAAAAGUUUUGUGUAGGGAUUACUUUUACAGGUCUUGCACAUUUCUUAGUUUGAUGAAAAGGGUCUGAGUUCUGGACUGCACUUAUACGUAAGGUAAUUACAGCUUAGGGCCUCAAGAUGAGGUCUCAAAAGAGUGAAGUCUAACUCUGCCUCUAUAUGACUGUGGUUGAAUUAUACAGUACUUAUCACAUGUUAUAUAUUAUAUAUAUAUAUGUGUAUGUACUGUAUAUAUAAAUAUGUUCUGUGUACUCAACAGUGUUAUGAGACUUGUUUUUGGCCUGAAAUAUAGUAUUAAUUUUGGUAAUAAAUUUGGUUGCUGCUGCUCUUUUCAUUUGUUAACCCCUUGACUGUCGCAACCCCCCAAUCCUGAGGUGUCUCCUGGCGCAAAAUUUAAAAAAAAAAAAUUAUUUUUUCUUCUGAAAUGAUAGAGAAUCUUUUCCCCAUUGUAAUGACACCAAAAAAACGAAAUUUGAUGGAAAACUGAUGGAAUUACGCUCUCGCAAAGUUAGCGACCUCGGCGAUUUCGCCCACUUUGAGCCCUAUUUUAGGCUAAUUCCAGUGUUCCAGUCGACCAAACGCAUAGCUAUUUCUUUAGAACUCCAUUUUUUCUAUCGAUUGAGUACAAGAAACUGCCCAUUUACCAAUUUCAACUACCCAAUAAUGUGGUCAGAAAUUUGCAAUUUGGCCAAUUUCACGAAAAUUAAAAAAUGACAAUUUCAAAAUAAGGUCCAGAAUGAGCAAUGCAGACAUUCCUGGCUGUAAAAUAACAUUUUCUUUGUUCAUCAGUCAUGUCUCCAGGCCCCUCUGAUAUUACUCUUGCUUUCUAUUUUGAAUUUUUAUUCAAACAAAAAAUAGAAGAUUAACUAUUAUGCAGACUACUGCAAUACUGUAAUAAUUGUAUAAAUAACAUCAACCCAUUCAUGACUGCAUAUUAGAAUGGCUACUUGGACAUUUAUUGGACAAUGACAUCAUUUGCUUACUUUUGAACAUCGGCAAAAAUCAAACAUUUCCCCUACUUUGAGCUCCAUUUCCAGGUUCUUAUAGUAAAUUCAAUCAAAAUCACCUCUAUUUCUAUAAUAUGUUUUCCAUUCUAUCAAAUGAGACCAAGAAAAUGAGAAUACAACCAUAAAUACUAUACAAAAAUAGACCACAAUGUCGGCAUUUUAAUUAAAAAAAAACUGUCUUUUUUUUUUUUUCUCAUUAUGCACUGCGUGCUCCAGGAUUUUUUUAUAUGGUGCACGCUGACCACACAGACCCAUUCUCUCACAUGUGGGCCUACCAGCUUUCUCCUUGAUUUGAAGCCGCUAGAAUUUAUGAGUAUAUAUACGUCAAACACGGUACCUCGUAAGACAUAUAUAUACGGCCACGACAGUCAAAGGGUUAAUAGUUCUUUGAAAUAGAAGUCUUGUUCAGCAUUACUAAAGCAAGUGGUAUAAUUGCAUCAUUCAAGCAGGAUGUUGUAAAAGUAAAGGGAUUCUAGUGACUGGAGUAUAGCAGGUCACCAACUUAUAAGUGACCUCAGUUACACACAGCAGCACUUGCAAAUAGGUAAUUUAGGAACCAGUUAGUGUGAAAAUCAAACAUCUUUUGAAGUAGUGUUUAUAAUCUUGAUAUAUAUUAAUGCUUCUUAUUAGUUAAUUAGAUGUUCAAUGCAUUAAUUAAUAAAUUUGCUUUGUUUGAUAAUCUUGUAGAGUUUGUAUUAUUAGGGACCAAUAUCUUCAGUUGUGAAAGUCAUUGCUACUCUCCCUCUGUAUGUCUUCUUGUCAACGGUUGUGUAUUGUUGCUGUGACACGUGCAUCUCUUUCUUAUGAAUGUGAAAAUUCGUAAAACUACUUUCUCUUCUUCUGCUUGCCAGUAAGUGUUAUAUUUUACUCUUUUACAGUAUAUUACCUUUAUAUAUUAUUAUUUUACCAAUAAGGUAUGUAAAGUCCAUGUAUGAAAGGUGCACUAAAAAAAAAAAAUUGUAAUUAUACAUUACAUCAUGAGUACAUGACAUUGUGUUCAGCUAUUAAUACAUUGGUUUUAAAUAAGAAUACAUUACUGUAUUUGUGUCUUUUUGUUUUAUGUGAUAUAAAUAUGUAAAUGGAAAAUUUACUUUACACCUUUCAACCGUGGUUUGGCUUAUUCGAUGAUUCUUCAUUAAUGUUUUUCACCAGUACAGAAAAUUAACUUGAAAUACUGGCUAGUGAUAAUUUUUAAUAUAGACAAUAAAUCAUGCAUAUUGUU